UUCUCGUCUUCUUCCCCCGAAAAUUAGCAGCACAGCUGCAGACUUGCAUCUCCUUCGUAGUCCCCGCCCGUCUCGCGCAAACGACCAAGGCGAUCCCUCCAAAACCUUGGCCAAAUCCUGCUAAUUCCAGUGAUCCCUUCUUGUUCCUCACCUCGCUAAAUCCAUUCUUGUUCGCGCCAAGCAUCUCUGUUGCUUUAGUUAGUACGACAAGCACGUACAGACAGUCAUACAGAAAUCAUGCGACCAGAAAGGCCACCGCUGCACCCUCCGGCGCAAUCUUCGCAUGAGGCGGCGGAGGCAGACAUGGACCUGCCCGUCGGCAGGCUGCCGGACCCGUUGCCGUCGCCCAUAAUUAAGCACUCGCCGUCGAUGUCGAUACAGUCGCGGUCGCUACGAUCGUCCUCCGUGCACUUCGCGGCGGACUUCCGUUCGCGCUCCAAGCCCGAAUCAGCCUCGCCGUCCAUCGAGAGCUUCCGCACCGCCCGGUCGGGUACCCCCGGCGUCUCGCGGUCGUCCACGCGGCGAUCGGCGUCCGAGCGUCUCGGCUCCCAGCGGGACCUCCGCGACGAGGACGCGCGGUUCGUCUACAUCAACGACGCGCCGCGCACCAACGCGCCGCCCGCCGUGCUCCCGGACAACUCCGUGCACACGGCCAAGUACUCCAUCGCCACCUUCCUCCCGCGAAACCUCUACGAGCAGUUCCACCGGGUCGCCAACGUCUACUUCCUCAUCCUGGCGGCGCUCAACUUCGUGCCGCAGCUCCUCGUCUUCUCGCCCGUCGCGGGCAUCCUGCCGCUGGCGUUCGUGCUCGGCGUCACGGCCGUGAAGGACGGGUACGAGGACUGGCGGCGACACCGGUCGGACAAGAACGAGAACAACCGCACCGCGUCUGUGCUGGUGGACGGCGUGUUCCGGCCGAAGCGGUGGAAGGAGAUGCAGGUAGGGGACGUGGUGCGCGUCGUGGCGAACGAGACGAUGCCGUGCGACAUGGUCCUGCUCUCCACCAGCGAUCCCACCGGCGUGGCCUACGUCCAGACCAUCAACCUCGACGGCGAGUCCAACCUUAAGACGCGUUACGCGAAGCAGGAAACCAUGCUAACGCCGCCGGAGGCGCUCGCGGGGGUCAUCAAGUGCGAGAAACCCAACCGAAACAUCUACGGUUUCCUCGCCACCGUCGACCUGGACGGCCGCCGCGCCGUCUCCCUCGGCACCUCCAGCAUCAUGCUGCGGGGAUGCGAGCUCAAGAACACGGCCUGGGCGAUCGGCGUGGCGGUGUACACCGGCAGUGACACCAAGGUCAUGCUCAACAACUCAGGCGCCCCGUCCAAGCGCAGCCGGCUCGACACGCAAAUGAACCGCGAGACCAUCGCGCUCGCCGUCACCUUGGUGCUCCUCUGCUCCACCGUGGCUCUCCUCGCCGGCAUCUGGCUCGGCGACCAUAACGACAAGCUCGGCGUGAUCCCCUUCUUCCGCAAAUACGACUACUCCUCGCUCGAGGUUGGCAAGUACAACUGGUUCGGGACGGGCGCGCAGGUGCUGUUUACGUUCAUGUCGGGCGUGAUACAGUUCCAGGUCAUGAUCCCCAUCGCGCUCUUCAUAUCCAUGGAGAUCGUGAGGGCGGGGCAGGCCUACUUCAUGGUGCAGGACGACCACAUGUUCGACGACAAGAACAAGGCCAGGUUCCAAUGCCGGGCGCUCAACAUCAACGAGGACCUCGGGCAGAUCAAGUUCGUCUUCUCCGACAAGACCGGCACGCUCACGGAGAACAAGAUGGAGUUCCGGUGCGCCAGCGUGCACGGCCGUGACUUCAGCGAGAACGACGGCGGAGAGGAGGAUAGGAACGCCGUGCUUGUGGACGGCGUGAGAUUGAGACCGAAGACGCCGGUGAGGACGGACCCGAAGCUGACGGCGCUGCUCAAGGACGGGACGGGCGCCAUGGCCGGGCGCGCCCGCGACCUGUUCCUGGCGCUGGCCACCUGCAACACCAUCGUGCCGAUCGUGGAGGACGACCCGGCGGACCCGGCGGCGAAGGUGCUGGAGUACCAGGGCGAGUCGCCGGACGAGCAGGCGCUGGUCUACGCGGCGGCGGCGUACGGGCACACGCUCGUGGAACGCACCUCCGGCCACAUCAUCGUCGACGUGUUCGGCACCAGGCAAAGGUAUGGGCAGCAGACCAUCGUACCCAUGAUUUAUUAUUGA
Lolium rigidum is the source of this 2199-nucleotide messenger RNA. Its product is annotated as phospholipid-transporting ATPase 1-like. The coding region runs from base 238 to 2199 and encodes 653 amino acids. Gene Ontology annotation, biological process: phospholipid translocation. The transcript has 2 exons. Gene Ontology annotation, molecular function: ATPase-coupled intramembrane lipid carrier activity; ATP binding; magnesium ion binding. Gene Ontology annotation, cellular component: plasma membrane. Lineage: Eukaryota; Viridiplantae; Streptophyta; Magnoliopsida; Poales; Poaceae. The record is from RefSeq and is a predicted model, not a curated record.